Messenger RNA from Fragaria vesca subsp. vesca, 1708 nucleotides. RefSeq names its product magnesium transporter NIPA2-like. Gene Ontology annotation, molecular function: magnesium ion transmembrane transporter activity. Gene Ontology annotation, biological process: magnesium ion transport. Gene Ontology annotation, cellular component: membrane. The record is from RefSeq and is a predicted model, not a curated record. NCBI's taxonomy places the organism in Eukaryota, Viridiplantae, Streptophyta, Magnoliopsida, Rosales, Rosaceae. Bases 187 to 1221 code for a protein of 344 amino acids. The transcript has 9 exons.
AAACAGAUGCUACUCCUCCUACUGAAUCUUCGUCAACAUCUUCAUUAUCAUCAUCUUGAAUCAGAACCCCCAUCAGAAUUUCCAUUUCUGAUUUCUGGGUUCCUCCGCAUUGCCAUUGUAGAAUGAGACCCACUCUGUCUCUCACAUCAAUAUCAUCAACACCAUUAUUGUUGUGUAAAUGGUAAAAUGUCCUCGAGCAAUUUGAAAGGGUUCAUAUUGGCCGUGGUCUCUAGCGCCUUCAUUGGCUCCAGCUUCAUCAUCAAGAAGAAGGGCCUCCGCCGCGCCGGCAACAACGGAACCCGUGCCAGUUCUGGAGGAUAUGGGUACCUGCUGGAGCCUCUAUGGUGGAUAGGAAUGGUCACAAUGGUUGUUGGAGAGAUAUCAAAUUUUGUAGCAUACAUUUACGCACCCGCCGGGCUUGUGACGCCGCUCGGUGCAUUGAGUAUCAUUGUUAGUGCCGUGUUAGCGCAUUUUAUUUUAAAGGAGAAACUCCAGAAAAUGGGAAUGUUGGGCUGCCUUUUAUGCAUAGUGGGUUCGGUUGUGAUUGUACUCCAUGCACCCGAAGAGCAGACUAUCACUUCCGUACAAGAAAUCUGGGAUUUAGCUAUACAACCAGCUUUCCUUUUGUAUACAGCCUCAGUGAUAGCUGUAACGCUAGUCCUCAUCUUGUAUUGUUCUCCCCGUUAUGGUCAAACCAAUAUACUGAUUUAUAUAGGCAUAUGCUCAAUUAUUGGAUCAUUAACUGUCAUGAGCAUAAAAGCAAUUGGUAUUGCAAUAAAACUCACAAUAGAGGGCACAAACCAGGCAAUAUACUUCCAAACAUGGAUUUUUGCAAUGGUUGCAGUUACAUGUAUCAUCACUCAAUUAAAUUAUCUAAACAUGGCAUUGGACACUUUCAACACAGCAAUUGUUUCUCCCAUCUAUUAUGCUAUGUUCACAUCUUUCACAAUACUUGCAAGCGGAAUAAUGUUUAAGGAUUAUUCUGGUCAAAGCGCAAGCAGCAUAGCAUCAGAACUUUGUGGAUUCAUCACUGUGUUAUCUGGUACUGCUAUAUUGCACAGUACAAGAGAACCAGAUCCACCUUUAAUUACAGAUUUGUAUACACCAUUAUCUCCUAAAGUAUCGUGGUACAUCCAAAGCAACGGAGAAUGGAAGCAGAAGGAUGAAGAGGGUUCAAACCCUAAUUUCAUCACAGUACUUCGGCAAGACUAUUUCAAGUAGCAGAACAUGCUUAAAAUACAUACCCUUAGUUACAUCUUAUGACUUGUGCGCGGAAAGAUCCUCCCAGUUUCAUCACAUUCCCCAGCUUGAGACCAGGGACAUCCACUCGGGACUGUAAAAAUCCGCCGUGCACGCAAAACCGAGAAAUGAUUUUUUGCACCGAAUUUAUUUAUUUUUUCUCAGAUUUCCAUUCAAAUUUUUAGAGUGCAGUGUGUGCAAUUGUCAAAUAGCCAUAUAGUUCCAGGGAGCCAGUUGUUCCUCCAGACUCCCCCAUCUCUUAGUCUUAAUGUAGACAAAGAUCCAUCUCCAGUUUACAGUGAAUAGCAGUGUGAUCAAUGUAAUUGGUUCAUGUAAUCUAAUUCAAUUGAUUUAUCAAAUUACAGUUGCAAGUCGCAGCUUCGUGUUCUUCCUGAUCGAUCAUUCCCACCCAGUGUUGCUCUAAGAUUUAAGAUUUGGGAAAAUAAGGUUCAAGGUCUAGGGUUUAUGC